AUGGCACGACUCAAGACGGCGAAAGAGAUUCUCGUCCAAUUCAUCCUCAACAAACUGCGGUCGCAUCCUGCUCGAGUGACGGAGACUGGGGCCCACAAGCCUGUGGUCCUCGGCAUCCAAGGACCCCAAGGAAUCGGGAAGACGUGGCUGUCGAGAGAGGUCAAAGAAGAGCUGAACACCGUCCAUCACAUCAAGACGAUUGCCCUCUCGCUCGAUGAUCUGUAUCUCCCCCGCCGGGGCCAAGAGAAGGUGGAAGAACAAGAAGAACCCCGGAACAGACUACUUCAGGGACGCGGCUUGCCAGGGACGCACGACCUCGACCUGGCCGUCCAGGUCUUCAAGUCGCUGUCGAGGAUCAACGAGACGAAGGAGAUUCUCCUGCCGGUCUACGACAAAUCGGCGCUCGAUGGCCUCGGCGACCGCACCGGAUUCGCCACAUUAUCCGUCCCGCCGGACGAGGAGCUCCAGCUGGUCAUCUUCGAGGGCUGGAUGCUCGGCUUCGCUCCCCGUGAUCCCCUCGAGCUGAGACGCACUUAUGAUCACGCGCGCGAAGCUCCUUCCGACACGUUCAUCACCAAGUUCUCUAUCGACGAGUUACUAAAAAUCAAUCUCAACUUAUCCGCUUAUCUUCGUCUCAUUUGGCCCAGGAUCGAUGUGCUCAUCAACUUGGUCCCUCAAGAUAUAAAUUUCAUUUGGCGGUGGAGAAUCCAACAAGAGAAUGAAAUGAAGGCCAAAAAUGGUGGGAUCGGUAUGUCAGAGGAAGAAGUGAAGAAAUUCAUUUUCAGAUAUAUACCCUGCUAUGAGCUGUACGGGCAGUCUGCAGAUGAUCCCAACAGCAAAGGAAUAGUCCCCGCAUCUUUGAAAGUAGUGAUGGACGAAGAAAGACGAGUAGUUGAUGUGUACCCGAAAGACAUCAUCACAGAUGCUGAGAUUAUGUCCUCCGGGAGCCAAGCAUCCUAG
Messenger RNA from Puccinia triticina, 960 nucleotides. RefSeq lists its product as uncharacterized. The record is from RefSeq and is a predicted model, not a curated record. NCBI's taxonomy places the organism in Eukaryota, Fungi, Basidiomycota, Pucciniomycetes, Pucciniales, Pucciniaceae. Bases 1 to 960 code for a protein of 319 amino acids. Gene Ontology annotation, cellular component: cytoplasm. The transcript is spliced from 5 exons.